Messenger RNA from Trichobilharzia regenti, 2087 nucleotides. The record is from the annotation of a GenBank genome assembly. NCBI's taxonomy places the organism in Eukaryota, Metazoa, Platyhelminthes, Trematoda, Strigeidida, Schistosomatidae.
GUGAAGUUUUUCUCUGUCUACAAGGGACUAUUAUUUUAACAACCAAUGAAUUACGGCUUUUCGACCAAUGAUGAUCACACUAUGACUAUUGCCGCCGAUUAAAGCAUCCCGUAUGUAACGCGAUUAGUACAGCCAGUCGAUUGCAAAUACACAUUUCAAGGCAUUUAGACCACAGAAGCCAGUCAACCGAUUGUAAUGCACCUGUAGAAGUAUCCAACACAUUCAAACAGUCUGAAGCUUUUUCUUUUAAAUGACUCAAAGGGAAUUUUCAAGUUUUUUUGUAGAUUCCAUUCAGUAGAUGAAUAAAUUCAAAUUUUUUGAAAAUAACUCAGCUUUUCGUAUUAUGUGAUAUUUUGUGUUUUGCUUCCUGUGUGUCAUUCACACUAUGUUUGUCCUCAGGAAUAUGAUACAGUUCUGAAGUGCCACACAAGCUAUUAGUGGGCAUCUUAUGACCUAAUACACCUUCCAAUUACCAUUAGCAUUGUGGUUCGACUUUCAUUAAAAGGUUGUCACUUUGAACAGUUGGUGGGCUACCACUUCUAUCUAAACGGUGGCGUGGAAUCAAAACAAUUUUCUCUUGAUUUCAUAAUAUUGAGUUUUAUUUAGGAACCAAAUACAUUCAAGCUAUAUAUGAGUGGAAAUAAUAGAUGGUGGAAGUAUCUAGGAUGACCUUGGAUUGGCAAAUUGAUUUUGACGAUAUAAAUGAUGAUUGAAGGUAAGAUGAAAAUCUCGGUUGAAGUAAGAUUUGAACCAGCAAUCCUUAGAUUACUGGUCGAUUAAUAUUAUGUGAAUAAGUCUACAACAUUCGAUACUAGUUCGACAAUGGUUAAGGCUGAAAUAUUGGAAAAGCAGUUGAUUCCAUGUAAAACUGUCCAUUUGAAUCUUGACCUUGGCGGCCUGUUCGAAUUUUUGGGUCAGCUAUUAUAAUAUCUACAUAUUGCAUCCAAUCUACCGUUUACUCACAUUUAUUUAUCACCUUAAUAUGAAUCUUAGCGGGAUCAUUUACUCUGGUAACUUUAAUAAUCAUUUACGACCAAAUAACUUUCAUAUUUCCAAGAAAUCAAGGAGGAAGCAUCGUAGUGGUUGGCAGAAAGCUCUCAAACGUACACCAAUACACUUAACUACGGUCCCUGUCAUAAUGAACACAAACUGCCGCUCUCUGUCAAACAAGAUAAUGUACCUACAAUCUCUGAUGUCCACUGACACUUAUCAUAAUACUGCCAUAAUUACAUUACAAGAAACGUGGUUACAUGAAAUGUAUGAUGAUAACCUUAUCUCACUAAAGGACUUCAUUCUAUUUAGACAAGACCGUCACUGUUGUAAUAAGAAAAAUGGUGGUGGCGUUGUAACUUUUAUUCACUCCAAAUGGUCUAUUUCAAAUAAUGUUUGCUUCUCAUUCUCAAAUGACUUCAUAGACUGUAUUACUGUCAAAUGUCGUCCCAAACAUCUCCCCAAAUAUAAACAUAUCUUUGUUACAAACAUCUACAUUUCUCCCAGUUGCUCACUAUCUGAUCUUUCAAAUUUUUCUGACGAAUUCACCAUGUUUGCCGCUGCCAACUUCGACAACUCCCCAUUUGUUAUUACUGGGGAUUUCAACUCCUCAGAGUGCUCCUUCCUUGAAGCACUUGGUCAUACAAACAUAGUCAAAUUUCCCACUCGACUUGACGAAACACUCGAUUUAGUUUUUACAAAUGACGAAAGAGUAUAUGAAAUACUUGAACGUUUCCUUAUUAACUCUAUUAAAAUAUUCUUUGUUCUCUCACAUUCUGUAUAUCUCGACCUUUUGUUACCGCUUACGCCAGUAAAUAUGCUAGCAUCUACUUUUCUAACACCUUCAGUCAAACACUCUGUUCAAUUUUAGCUUUGCUACCGACAUGCCAAUAUGUUGUUGUCAUAAUGAACUGAAACUACUUCAAUCUAGGUAGAAUUUUAUUUAUUGAUAAUGUACUAACUGGAUGCAAUAUUGUAGUGCAAUGCUGAGAAUUUCAUUCUGUAUCACAAGUACUGUUUUAGAAUAAAGCAAAUUAUUAUUAUUAUUAUACUAAUAUUUCAAUGAUUGAUACCAUUUCUGGUAAAAAUUUAAAUUA